Molecule: messenger RNA, 1245 nt
Organism: Ostertagia ostertagi
Lineage: Eukaryota; Metazoa; Nematoda; Chromadorea; Rhabditida; Trichostrongylidae
Source: the annotation of a GenBank genome assembly
AUGGGCCGCCCAAGCCCUUCUUAUAAUAGGAUUCUCAAAGUUGUUUUGCCAAACUCAUUUUUUGCCGGGCUUGUUUUGAGGCGAGCACCUCGCUUGAGAUACUUUCCGCUCCAAAAAGGUGUCUUCAUAAGGCCUUCCUGGCCAAGGAAGACCGGGAACGGAAUCGUAUUGAAAGAGAGGCGCGCAACAAAAGGGCUAACGGUAGUAAAUCGGUUGUCAACAGUCAGAGUUUCACUGUCAACAGUCAAGAUACAGCUCAUGUGUGAUAGGCCCAGCAAACGUGGUGGUGGUGUCGCACUUGUCGCGAGUAAAUGUUUGUACCCAUGUGUCAUAUUCAAGGAGUCCCUAGUAAACGCGUAUGAACUCAUGCCUAUAGGGCCCCAUCAUGUUCUGCGCCAUAUGUUUGAACAGUUAAUUAAAGCAAUUGGCGAUCUGGCAUGUAGCGAUACUCAUUUCCUUUUACUCGGAGACCUGAAUCUUCCUGAUGUUUUAUGGCGUCGGGGAGAAGUCCCAAAGCCAGUGGGCUACGCGCUUUGCGCUUUAUUGAAUUGUGUCGUAACUCAUGGCUCUAAUAUAUUAGAUCUUCUCCUCGUCAACAAUUUGGAGCUUGUUACAAGUACACAGGUUCUAGCGCCUAUUGGCAGUAGCGACCACUCGUCUAUCCAAUUUGAACUCAACAUCGAGGUUGAUCGUGAAAUCAUUACAACAUUCAAACGAGAUUUUAAGGCUGCAAAUUAUGACCUAAUUGUAGAAUAUCUCAACGAUGUAGACUGGUACGCAUCUUUCAAUAAUGUCGACUCUGUCAAUGACAAAUAUGAAAUGUUUUUGACUAUUCUCAAUCAUGCGAUUGAGUUAUUUGUUCCUCUUAAGACGCAAAAGACUAGUGGAGACCCGCUACCACAGUACUUAAUCAGCAAGGCUAUAGCUAGCGGGAAUUCUGAAGAUUGGCACGAGUAUAAGAAGAUUAGCUCCAUUUUUGAGAGAAAAUUAUACAAAUUUCGUAGUCAUAUUGAAAAGAACAUUUCUCAACUCAGACUGAAGAAAAGCAAAGGUGUAUGUGUUUUGUUCUCAGAGGAUGGGAAAGCCGCGCGUCAGGAUAGGGAGAAAGCCGAGCUUCUGGCCGACAUAUUUGAGAAAGCGUAUCAAAAGGAGGUUGAUCUCGCCGAAGUGGAGACUAGUCCCUCAUUUCCUGUUAUGAGCGAUUCCCUUUGGUUUCAACGAGAAGAAAUACACAAGUUACUGGCU